UGUUCAUAUUUCAAUUUUAAAUAUGAGCGAUUGCCAUUAUUUUGUUUUUAUUACGGUCGACUGGGUCACAGUGAUUCCUUUUGUGAAGAUAGGAUGAUGCUCGGUAUGGAAGCUGCUGAUAUGGGUUUGGAUUUAACCUUACGAGCUCAAUCCAGAAAAGCUCGAGCUAUGAAUAGUAUCUGGCUACGUGAGGUUGGUGAUGUCAAAGUGGAUGGUAGUAAUGACAGUAAAGGACUCAUAGUGAAUGGGAUGUGGCGAGCUGAAAACAGAAAGAGUUGUGGAAGGAAGGUAGACCCAAUUCUUGGUUUUAAUAUAGAAGGGGAUUCAUCAGCUUCUAGCGAACGAUUGAAGAGGGUAUGGCCAGGGCAGAUACAUACUUUUAUGGAUCACGACAUGGAAGAUACAGCUUUAAUAGGAGAGGAGGGCAAAAAGAGAUCUAGAGUGGAAGAGGAUGAGCCAACAGGAACAAAUGAGGGAUGCAAUUGAUCAAAAGCAAGCUGAAAAUGGGCCAAAUUAGAAGAAAAUUAUUGGAAUGGGCCAAAGCGAAAAGAUGGAGCAAGCCAAGGACUAGUCAUAAAUUUGACUUUGUAAAAAGCCAAAAAUAGGAAAUUCUAUUUUAAGUUUAUUUUAAUUUUAUUUAUUUUUAA
Gossypium arboreum is the source of this 647-nucleotide messenger RNA. RefSeq lists its product as uncharacterized. Lineage: Eukaryota; Viridiplantae; Streptophyta; Magnoliopsida; Malvales; Malvaceae. The record is from RefSeq and is a predicted model, not a curated record. The coding region runs from base 94 to 486 and encodes 130 amino acids. The transcript has 2 exons.